AUGCCAAAAAAUCGCCCUGCCACCUCGGGCUACGCUCGUCUCGCCCAAGAAGAGGAAGAGCGAGCCUACCUACACGAUGAUUCCGACGAAGAUGACGAACUUGGCGCCGCGUCCUCGACGGUAUCUACCUCGGCCCCUCGUUACGCCCCCAUUUCCUCCCGAGCCCAGAUGCAGGCGUCCGGUCUCGCCACGCCUCCCGGGCAUCGGCGCAGACACAGCGGGUUUCAUUAUCGACGAGGCCGUCAGAACUCGGGGGUCGACAUAAAGGCCAUCAAUGCGCGUCUGGAACGGUGGGCUGAGGAGAUUGCCGCCAAGUUCAAGCUCAACCGGGUCAAGGGCAAAACAUACGAAGAGGAAAAAUUGGAGAUCUAUCACUCGGUCUUCCAGCCACCCGAUGGCGUUCGCCCCGUAUCCGCGGAAACUCUCGAGUCUGACGAGUUCGAGGGCGAGCAGCGGAGAGCGCGAGCCGAGUUCGAAGAGAUCAUCGAGAGUGUUCGCGUGGCAAUUGAACUCGACGUGCAUCCCCGAAUGAUCUCGCAGGGCAGUUCAGGUAGCUAUUUUGCCCGGAACACCGAAGGAAAGGUCGUGGGUGUGUUCAAACCCAAGGAUGAGGAACCCUAUGCAUCGCGAAACCCUAAAUGGACCAAGUGGAUUCAUCGCAAUCUGUUCCCCUGCUUCUUCGGGCGAGCGUGUCUCAUUCCCAACCUGUCCUACGUGUCUGAAGCUGCCGCAUAUGUCCUCGACGCCCGUCUCCACACGAAUCUCGUCCCCUAUACCGAUAUCGUGUGGCUGUCAUCGAAAUCCUUCUUCUAUGAUUUCUGGGACCGCAGGAAGGCGUGGAAAGGAAAGAAGUCGCUACCCCACAAGGCAGGCAGUUUCCAAGUCUUUCUCAAAGGGUAUCGAGAUGCCAAUAUCUUCCUUCGCGAGCAUCCGUGGCCCGACCAGGCCAACAAUGGCUUUCGCACCGAGGAUGCCCCGAAGCGCAAGAAGCGACCUUGGAACGAGGCUUGUCGUCCUUCCGGGGUGCAAUCCGACGACGAGGACGACGAGGACAACGUUUAUAUGCCCUCGCCGAAUCCGCGCGACGAAAGCGCCGAGCGACGGUUCCACUGGACAGAGAAUCUCAAGCUGUCGUUCCGCGAGGAGUUGGAGAAGCUCGUCAUUCUCGACUAUAUCAUGCGCAACACGGAUCGCGGUCUGGAUAACUGGAUGAUCAAGAUCGACUGGGGCACCGAGCAAGUCUCCAUUGUGGCGGACCCUCCCAAGGCCAACGAGACUCAACCGAAGCACGACGAGGACGAACUUAUGCCCCCUCCUCGACCGGUGUCGGUGAACUCUAAUGGAACAAACAGCUCAUCCCUUCCCUACAAGCGACAUGAAACUAUGAUGGCUGUCAGUCGCACCGGCACUCCUUUAGACUCGAAUGAACAAAAAGCAUCAGUUCAAAUCGGUGCCAUCGACAAUAGUCUUUCAUGGCCUUGGAAACACCCGGAUGCCUGGCGCAGCUUUCCCUUCGGCUGGCUUUUCUUGCCAGUGUCUUUGAUCGGACAACCUUUCACGCAGAAGACUCGCGAUCAUUUCCUUCCUCUCUUGACGUCAACUGCUUGGUGGAGCGGCACACAAACAUCUUUGCGCCGGGUUUUCUCACAGGAUGACGACUUCAAGGAGAGCAUGUUCGCACGUCAAAUCGCGGUCAUGAAGGGCCAGGCGUGGAACGUGGUCGAGACGUUGAAGCACCCAGAUCAUGGUCCCCUUGAACUGACUCGACGGACUCGAGUUUGCGUGUGGGACGACCUGGUGGACGUUCCGGUUGCCAUCCCCAUGCGGGCGCCUUCGUCAGACCGGCAACGGCAACAAACAAUGAAUUACGAUCCCGAAAAUGAGGAGAUGGAUAUUAGUGCGGCUGUCUCUGCUCAGCGGAAUGCAGAGGGCGAGGGCGAUCUCUUGGAACCUGACUCUACACCGAGCGAACUUCCCAACCCGAACCGAUUCGAACUUUCACGUGGUCACACCACCGGAGAGAACAAUCAAACCGAGACCUUGAUCGGUACUCCGAAGACUGACGGACGCCCUCGUCGCCCGACUAUGCAUGGAUCGCAUGGCAGGUCUCUUGAUGGGUGGCCGUCGCUGCCCCCUCGUCCCACCAAACACCGCAAGAAUGGCGGCUCCCUGUCGUUCCGCAUCCCCCAUGUCAACACUUUCGGCAGUGAUGAUCUUGAAGGCGAUCUUGGAUAUGCGGCUGCCGAGGGCAUGGAAGGUAACCAGCGCAAGGUGAUCGUCGAACGACUGGAGGCCGUCAAGAGCAAAAACCCCGUUUUCACAUGGUGCUGA
Penicillium alfredii is the source of this 2331-nucleotide messenger RNA. RefSeq names its product 1-phosphatidylinositol 4-kinase LSB6. Gene Ontology annotation, biological process: endosome organization; Golgi organization; phosphatidylinositol phosphate biosynthetic process. Lineage: Eukaryota; Fungi; Ascomycota; Eurotiomycetes; Eurotiales; Aspergillaceae. Gene Ontology annotation, molecular function: 1-phosphatidylinositol 4-kinase activity. The record is from RefSeq and is a predicted model, not a curated record. The transcript has 2 exons. The coding region runs from base 1 to 2331 and encodes 776 amino acids. Gene Ontology annotation, cellular component: trans-Golgi network; fungal-type vacuole membrane; endosome.